AUGGGUUUAUUUUCUCACUUUUCUAAAGAACAUCGAGCCAAUGCUGAGUUUGAACAAUUAACUCGAAGAGGUCCAAACGAAGGUUCACGAAAGGCUAGUGUUACACAUCAAUUAUUAGCUGGUGCUGCUGCUUAUGCUGCUUGUAAAGCUUAUCAAGAUCACAAGAGGAGACAUGGAAGACCUGUUAAUCAUGCUCAGGCUAAGCAAAUCGCUUGUGGAUUGGCUGGAGUCAUGGUAGAUCGACUUAUUGAAUCUCGUGGUCUUACUUCAAUUGAUAACCACAGGGCUAAAGACGCUGCAAUGGUAGCAGUUAUGAGUGCGCUUGAUAGGGAUGGGUAUUGA
This is a messenger RNA of Melampsora larici-populina 98AG31, 342 nucleotides long. RefSeq lists its product as uncharacterized. The record is from RefSeq and is a predicted model, not a curated record. Bases 1 to 342 code for a protein of 113 amino acids. The transcript is spliced from 8 exons. Lineage: Eukaryota; Fungi; Basidiomycota; Pucciniomycetes; Pucciniales; Melampsoraceae.